ACGCGCAGCCGGGGCAGAACGUCAGGGCCCGAACAACCAGACGCUCGUGCUGAGCGGCAAGCUCGUGGGCUUCAACGCGAACGAGCCCAAGUGGACCCAGGAGGAGCUCCGCGAGUUCGCCGCCAUCUGCUCGUACAGGAUCCCGACCAUCUCGAUCAGCGAGAGCAGGAAGACGAUGCCGGACCCGAACCAGCACUACGUCGUGAGGCGGCCGGACGGCUCGGGCGCGGCGACGCAGGCGGCCAUGUUGCCGAACCUGAAGCUGACCGAGUUCGUGCUCGGGAUCGGGCCCACGAAGCCGGACAUGAAGCUGCCCAAGAAGAGGAUGUACUCCGACGUCGUGAUCGUGGGCAAGGACCGCGACUGGAUCCUGACGCAGUGGCUGUCCAAGGACGUGAUCAUGGAGCCGGUCCCGAGCACUGUCAGGAACAAGCAGGAGCAGGCGAAGAACAGGCAGAGCAAGCGCACGAUCAGCGUCAACUUCGCGAGGUUCGGGCUGCCCAUCAGGUCGUUCGGAGCCGUCUUCAACACCCUCAACCAGAACAUCGGGGGGCUGAUGGACUCGCUCGUGAUCACAGACGGCUACUACUGGAU
Rasamsonia emersonii CBS 393.64 is the source of this 594-nucleotide messenger RNA. RefSeq lists its product as uncharacterized. The record is from RefSeq and is a predicted model, not a curated record. NCBI's taxonomy places the organism in Eukaryota, Fungi, Ascomycota, Eurotiomycetes, Eurotiales, Trichocomaceae. The annotation marks the transcript as partial. The transcript has a single exon.